AUGAAAGUGCAGAGCCCGCUUAUGGGAGUUGGCGGUUGGUACGAAAGCCUGGCGGCCGCUUGGCUCGCGGACAUGAGGAGUAAGCAGGUCCCCACCUCCACCACCUCGGCCAGGCGGCUCGCAUCCUUAAUCCGCCCGCUGGCCGGCGGAGGGUCCGAGGGCAAGCCCCUGGAGGAGGAGGAGGAGCGGGGUGGUUCGCCGCUGGGCCCCGGCGGGCCCUUCCACUGCGGACAGUGCCGGGGCGCGUACCCCACGCGCGAGCAGCUUGAGCGCCACGAGACACUGCACGCGCCCAGCACUCAGGUGGAUACAAACAAAUAUACUUGUAAGAUCUGCCACAAAAGCUUCUUCAAUGUGUACCGACUGCAACGACACAUGAUCAGCCACGACGAGAGCGCCGGAUUGCGCAAGUACAAAUGCAACGACUGCGACAAAGCGUUCAAGUUUAAGCAUCACCUCAAGGAACACCUUAGAAUACACAGUGGAGAGAAACCCUUUGAAUGUGCCAACUGCGGCAAGAAGUUCUCCCACUCCGGCUCGUACUCGAGCCACACGACCUCGAAGAAGUGUCUGGUCAUGAACCUAAAAAUGGGUCGGAUAAAACCCAACAACCCAGCUCUCAACCCUGGUCGUAAUCAAUCGCGAAAACGUGCGAAUGCGAUGGACGCAUCACAGCUUAACAACAACAUAGUGCCAAACGGGAACUCCUUCCUGCCCAUCAUGCCAAAGUACAAUGACGCUGCGGCGUUUUUUGCCUCCAUGUCCUCGCAAGAGAACAACUUCCACCGUCCAGCUCUAGGACAGCCUGGUAUUCCAUUUUACAUACCUCCAGGUAUGCCAAUGAGCCCGGCGAGCGGUAUUGCACCUUACAGUUUUCCUACGUCACUGAGCCAAUUUUUUGAGCAGAUCAGAACCUCAACACAAUAUCAACAGAGAAAAAUAGAAAAUGUUUCUAGUCCCAAAAUGAAUAAUCCACCAGCCGCCGACCCGGAAGAUAUGAUAGAAGAAGUUACUGAGGAAGAAGAUAAACGCUCCGAGGGCAGUGCGGAACUCGUGAUGGAUAUAGAAGAUGAGGAGACAAUCACCGUUAAAAAAGAGCGCGAUGAUCGAGAAAAUGAAUAUCGGCAGGAAUGUCGCAAUUAUGACACGAUUGUUCCGAAUGACACCCACCACGAUGCUGAUUACAAUGAUCCGAGUUUCGAUAAAAUAUUGAAAUCUUUAAGCGAAACAGUAACUAAGCAUUUCUUUAAAGUUAAGAAACUCAAUUCUCACCAUGAUCAAGUUUUGCCUUCCACUGACUCAUCACCUUGCUCACCUCAAGCUGUGGUCAAAGAGGAAAUUGAUGAUGAUCAUGUAUGUCUCAAAUGUAGUUUGGCGUUCAAAGACAAGAACGAUUUAAUAGAGCACGAAAAAUUGGUUUGUGGAAAUCUAUUUAGGAAACACGAAGGGCUUGCCGCUCAGGUAGCCGAAACCGUUGCUCUUAAUAGGUUAGAAGCCGAAAUGCGCGCUUCAAUACAGAGCGGAGUAAGCGCUAGUGAAGACGAAGAUUUCGCUAAAGAGGAUCGUGAUGAUAAAAUAUCCAAUCACGAUACAGAUAGAAAAAUUCGAGUGCGAACCGCUUUGAGUGAAGAGCAGCAAUUGAUUUUAAAAGAGCAUUACUCUAUUAAUCCACGGCCGAACAGGGAGGAGUUUAAGAAAAUCGCCCAACAGAUUGGACUUGACAAUCGAGUUGUGCAGGUGUGGUUCCAGAAUAAUAGAGCAAGAGUGCGUCGAAUGACUCAAACUGUCGCGCUGUCGGAUCAACCCUUGGACUUAUCGACGAAGAAGUCCAGUGUGUCCGUGACAUCUAGUCCGUUGCCGUCGCCGCCUUGUAGCAUUACAGUGACACAUUCCGACUCUGAGGAAGCAGUGAACCUGAGCCAGAAGUCGUCGCGCAGCACGACGCCCCAGCGUAACAACAACGUCACGACGUAUUCACAUUCCAAUUGCUCGUCCUCCUCGUUCAACGACUUCAGACUAUCGCCACUACCGGGCGAAUCGGUUAACGGUCACAAGCGGCCGAUGUCGCAGAAGAUGCCCAUCAAUCCCAUCAUGCCGAUGGACAAGCUUCUGCAAUACAACGAGAUGUCGAAAGCUCGAUCCCCGAUACUCAAUCUGCAGAACAUGAGCACGGACCCCAACCGACAGGGGCUGAGCCCGUGCUACGAUCGCCCAGCCUGGGUCGAAAUGCAACCGCCAAACGAAUUCGACGACGACGCCGCGCGACUCAAGAGGAGCAAAUUGAAAGCGGAAAUAAAGGAGGGUGAGGGGCAGUUCGUUUGCAAUCAAUGCGAUAAAACGUUCGUAAAGCAAAGUUCACUGGCGAGGCACAAGUACGAGCAUUCAGGUCAACGUCCGUACAAGUGCGAGGAAUGUCCGAAGGCUUUCAAACACAAACACCAUCUGACGGAGCACAAGCGGCUGCACACAGGAGAGAAACCCUUCCAGUGCUGCAAGUGCCUCAAGAAGUUCUCCCACUCAGGCUCCUACAGCCAGCACAUGAACCAUAGGUUUGCCAUUUGCAAGCCUUAUAGGGAU
This is a messenger RNA of Iphiclides podalirius (scarce swallowtail), 2577 nucleotides long. Lineage: Eukaryota; Metazoa; Arthropoda; Insecta; Lepidoptera; Papilionidae. The record is from the annotation of a GenBank genome assembly.